UUGAACUCGGAAUCAAAAUCGGUUUCUUUUAUUUGGCUUCGCCGAAAAAGAAAAGCAGCAGCUGAACAGCGGCCCUGAUCGGCGCCGGAACAAUUGGGCAGGGAAAUGGAGGAUCACAGAGAUCUUCUCAGGGACGCGUUUGGCGAAUCAUCCGACAGCGAAGACGACGACGAUUUGCAAAAACGAGAAAUCCCCUCGCAAGAUCCGAACAACGGCGCUCACGAGUCAAUCUUUGAGAAAAACCCUAGUUGGGAACGAAUCAGUGAAAUCAAGGGCUUAUCUCUUUGCAGAGACUUUUUAUCUCCUCACCGGCAAUCGUCACUGCUCGCUGCGAUUCACAACGAAGGAUGGUUCACUGCACCCUCUCACAACCAGGCUAUGAGAUUUGGAGACCUUCCCAAAUGGGCAAUUGAACUCGUUAAUUUAAUUCGUGAGGUGGUGCAUUUUAGUGAGGAUGCUUCUGAAUAUGUGGACAUAAUGGCUUACGAUGAAGAUAAAGAAGUUUCCAUUUUCCCAUCAAAUCUACUUUGGAGAGAGCCUUUGUUCGACCAACUAAUUGUAAAUGUAUACCAACCAGGUGAGGGAAUUUGUUCACACGUUGACCUUUUGCGCUUUGACGAUGGAAUUGCCAUUGUCUCGCUAGAGUCAUCUUGCGUGAUGCACUUCUCCCGGGCUGAAAGUGAAGAUAGCAGUUGCAAUGUAAAUGAAUCAGAAACAUCCACGAAUAUCCCCGUGUACUUGAGCCCGGGAUCUCUAGUCUUGAUGUGGGGAGAAGCCCGCUACCUGUGGAAGCACGAGAUAAAUCGCAAGCCAGGUUUCCAGAAAUGGGAGGGGAAAGAUAUUGAUCAGAAACAGAGAACCUCCAUAACUCUGAGAAAGCUUUGCCACAACGAGAAUGAGUAAGACGGGCGGGCAUUCAAAUAGUCUUGUUUGCUUCAUCUUCACUCUUUUCAUGUUUUGGCUCGUCCCUGUGGUUUUAGUAUAUGUAGUAUUGAGGGAUUGUUUUUGAGGGAUUCAUCUUCAUCUUCAUCAUCAGAUCAAUCGAAUUCAUAGUCACACAAAUGUACAAUCACCUGAUUUGAUCAAAUGAUAAUAUUAGAUAUUAUCAAGUUUGACCUUGAA
This is a messenger RNA of Diospyros lotus (date-plum), 1122 nucleotides long. RefSeq lists its product as uncharacterized. The coding region runs from base 106 to 903 and encodes 265 amino acids. Lineage: Eukaryota; Viridiplantae; Streptophyta; Magnoliopsida; Ericales; Ebenaceae. The transcript is spliced from 4 exons. Gene Ontology annotation, biological process: DNA damage response; fatty acid metabolic process. Gene Ontology annotation, cellular component: mitochondrial matrix. The record is from RefSeq and is a predicted model, not a curated record.